CCCAGUUCUCGCUCAAAAGUAUCGCCAAUUCAAUCGUGUGUAUAUUCCUUCACAGCCUACCGCUCCAAUAAAUUCGAUCUCGACGAAACCCCGUCUCUUGCGUCAUCGUUUUGACGAAGGAUCGUGCCAAAUUGAUAAUAAUCGUCCGGAGUCACCAGAGUCGGACGUACCCGCCUCGUCGCCAUGAGAGACCUGAAGUGCCAGGCGGGCGCGGGCAACGUGGUCGCGGCCGUGGUGGCCGUGCUCGAAAAGCAAUCGAGCGUCGUCCGCGAGAUCUACGACGACGGCAGCUUCCGCGGCAAUUGCCCAAUCGAAGUUGUCGACGCCACGCAAUCGGCGGCUAAAAAUAAAGACGCCGCUUUGGAAACUGGCGCGUUUUACGGUGUCAGUAAGGAAGACGAGAGCUUCAGGUCGGCGGUCGAGGAUUUCGACAGUGUGGCCGAGGACGUGCGGAAGAAUUUCGUCAAGACUGGUUCGUUGAGGAGGAAGAAGGAGGCGCUGGAGGUUGAUGUAGGGGAGGUGGACGGUGCUUUCAGGAUCGAGAGGACCCACUCCCUCAAAUCCAUCAGAACCAACCCUUACGUCAGCAGCCAGGACUACACCAGAUCGCUGGGCAGACAACAGCAAAACCGCAACACCGACUCGGCCUCCUCCCUCUCGUCCCACUUCUCCAACUACAGCUGGACCCCUAACCCCAUCGCGGCCGGCCAUGGGUCGAGGUUCCGACCCAUGCCUUCUAGACCGGAACAGCUCGAUCUAGAUUCUCGAGAGUUUGAAGAGGAUACGAAUAUAGAACAGGAUAGUGGCUCGUACCACUUGAGACGGCACGAAGAUGCGGAUUACAGGAGGCUGUCCGGUACCGAUUCCAGUACAACGGAGGGUCUGACCAGCAGCGGCGGCAGCAGCAGCAGCAGCUCGGCCGAUUCGUCGGACAGUGAAGACGAUAGUGACGUCGCGCGCGAUCAUGUGAUGGUGAAAGGGUUGGAGACGAUAGCCGAGGAGGACAGGUUUACGCCGUGCAGUUUGAGGUCUUCCAAGAGAGAUCCGGAGGAGAAUGAAUCUUCCAGCAGCGAGGAGGCUGCAGCAGACGACACGAAGGACCGCCGCACCAUAGGAUGGUCUGAGAACGGAUCCACCGCCGGCUCGACGUCGGAUUUGUCAUCCGCCAAUUCCCUGGAGGGUGGGAAAAGUUUGAAAGACAGUUCAACGCGUUGCAACAGCGACUUCCAAUGGAUAGCUAAGGAGACCUCAGCCAACGACGCCAAACUACCCAUCAAGAUGGACGUGCAAACGCCCCCGUCUCCCACCGCCACCAAACCGCCCAUCAAUAGAGGCAACGCCCGGGAAAAGACGUCCAGGAAGGACAGGGCGCCCGGAAGCCUGGAUCGACGUAGACACCACAACCAAAACCGCCAGGACAGAGACCAAAAGUCCAGAUCCACCCACGUCAACAGCCCCUGCAGGCCGGAGGAGUUCCAGCCCUGUCAGAGCUGGUGCUGCAGCCCCCAGGACAGCCCGAGCUUCGACCAUUUCCACAGGAGACACGAAAGGAGCGAUCCCCAGAAGUACGGGAGCAACCCCAUGCUGCUGGACCAGAGGGGGAGCCACCCUGACAUCUACGGCGAUAUGAACAGGUGUAGGCAUGAUAUGAUGGGGUGUUGUUCGUAUCAUAUGGCGCCGCCACCGUGUUAUUUUUACGGGGAUAGGGGUUACAGAUGGACGCCCCCGCCGUAUUCGAAGCCUGGGGAGCAGGAUGAAAAACUUCGAAAACUUCAGUUCGAGAAGGACAACUUGCACCUGCAAGUACAAGUUUUGACGGACCAGAUAGAGGCACAGUCGUACAAGAUAUCGGAUUUGGAGAAGACGUUACAGGAUAAGAAACAUUGUCUGGUUGAGGCCGAGGAAAAACUACAGCGGGAAAUGCUGUCGAGAUCUUCGCUAGAGACCCAGAAAUUAGAGUUGAUGAGCAUCAUAAGCGACCUGAAACUUCAACAAGCAGCUGUGGAACGUGAAAAUAUGGAGCUACGUAACAAUCUACAUAUGAACAACAACGGAGACCUCAAGAAACCUGCCCUGUUACCUCGAAAUCCACAACCUCAGGCAGCUCUAACACCUUCACAGCAUUCUAACAGCGGCCAGGGUAACAGCUUGAGAGUGUCGCCGUCUCCUAGUCCAAUUUCCAGUUUGAACUCUACAAGGAGAUCGGACACAAAUUAUUCCUUGCAAGAUGUCCAACCUCCAAAGACUCCCCCAUCCAGCUACAAAAGGCAGAUAGACAUCCACUAUGCCAGCUUACCUAGGCAGCAGUUUUUGAGCAACGGAGGCGCAAUAUCAUCGUCGGUGGACUUCAACGCAAAUCCCUCGAUGAAUGGAGGCAAAAAGGCUGUUGCCUUCGGUAGGGGAUUUAGCAAUCUGAUUGGGGUCAGGUCGAAGGGAUAUUCUGUGCCGAAUCUAGCCCAAACGGAAAAAGGAAGCGAGGAGACUAACGGCGAUGCCUCCCAACUCCAAAUCGGCAAGAGCAAGGGGAUCAAGAAAAUUUUCGGAAAGAUCAAGCGGUCCGGAUCUGGAAAUCUAGAAGACCUCCCUGGAGUCGGCGAGUUCCAGAGAGGUGGCGUACGCGCCACCGCAGCUGCCAGACUGGGAUGGAGCGAACCGCAGUUGACUCAGAAACCAGACAAACCGUUUAGCGAAUGGGACACGGAGAACAUAUGCGAUUGGCUCCAAGACCUCGGUCUGGACCAGUACAUACCAGAGGCCAGGAAAUGGGUCAAGAACGGGCAGCAGCUCCAAGAGUGCGCCAUAGCCGAGAUAGAAAAGGAACUCAACAUCAAGAACUCGCUGCACAAGAAGAAACUUCAACUGGCCCUUAUCGACGCCGAAGAAAACGGAUCCAGCGAUCCCUACCUGAGGAAGGCUGGCGAACUGGAUACCGCCUGGGUUCUGAGAUGGUUGGACGACGUGGGGUUGCCGCAGCACAAGGAGAGCUUCCUGAUCAACCGGGUGGACGGCAGGGUUCUUCACAGGUUAACGGUCGACGAUUUGGGGGUGUUACAUGUCACCUCCCUGCUGCACGUGGCCAGUAUCAAGAGAGGCAUUCAGGUUCUCAGGGAGAACGAAUACAGCGCAGCUUGUUUGAAGAGGAGGUCGGCCCCUGAUGAGGGACCGCCGACGCCGAAACAGGUCUCGCUUUGGACGACACACAGAGUUAUGGAAUGGCUUCGAGCAGUUGACUUGGCGGAGUACGCGCCGAAUUUGAGGGGUGCCGGUGUACACGGAGGUCUGAUCGUCCACGAAACGAAAUUCACGGCCGAAUUGCUGGCCUCGCUUCUGUCGAUACCGCCCGGUAAGACUUUGCUGAGGAGGCAUCUGAACACGCAUUUCAAAGAACUGCUGGGAAGGGACAUCAUCCAGGAGAAAAGGGAGGCGCAAUCGACGAUGGGGUACAUUCCCUUAACCCCAACUGCUAAAUUAAAGUCUACGAAGAAGUCACAAUUUUCCUUGAAAAGGAAAAAGAGCAAAGGUGAAGCUGAUUAUGGUGACUUGGUGUGUCCGCUGAAUCCAGAAAAACAAUCAGGUGAAAUGAAUGGCUCUGCUCUUAACAGCUCUAUGGGUAUGAGGAGGAUAAACCAAGAGGAAGAGGAUGUUUAUCAUCUCGCUGACAAAGGUGCUAAAUCCUUACCAGCAUCUGUUACCAAUUCGCCAAUUCCUUUCAGGAAUGCCAAACAAUGAGAGGUAGACUGACACUAGAGGAACAAUAAAUAUUGACCUGACGAUCAAUAAUUGUACGUAAAAUUCAUCUUUUCAAUCAUCGUUUCAUUGAAAUUGAUAAGUCUCGCUUCCUGUGAAACAACGACACCGAUUAUAUUUAUUAUCGAAGAAUUAAUUUCGAAUUUACUUCGUUUGCUUUGCAUCCAUUGAAAAAAUAUUUAAUUUCAAAAUUAUAUUCAACUAACUAUAAAGAUUAAAUUGUGCCAAAGGACAAUCUUAAGAGGAUCAUUCAGUAUUAAUGAUACACUAAAUGAAAACCUGUACGUUCUUUUAAAAAGAAAUACUUGGAAAAACCUUCUGUGCAGUUUUCUGAAAUUCGAUUCUUAGAUGUACCUCAUUUCUUCGAGAAAUAUGGACUUCAUCUCAAGAAAUAAAAUAAAU
This is a messenger RNA of Coccinella septempunctata (seven-spotted ladybird), 4149 nucleotides long. RefSeq names its product liprin-beta-2 (gene Liprin-beta). The transcript is spliced from 13 exons. Gene Ontology annotation, molecular function: protein binding. The record is from RefSeq and is a predicted model, not a curated record. Bases 184 to 3729 code for a protein of 1181 amino acids. Lineage: Eukaryota; Metazoa; Arthropoda; Insecta; Coleoptera; Coccinellidae. Gene Ontology annotation, biological process: neuromuscular junction development. Gene Ontology annotation, cellular component: presynaptic active zone.